AAGCAAACCCCUUCAGACAAAGUGUCUCCCAUUCAGUACACCCACAUACGCUACUACUAUCCAGCUUCUCGCCAACCAGGCCAGAAGAAGACAGCCCACGAGGGUGCUCAACAACCGGGCACUGCGCCGUCUAGAGUUCACUACUAUUCGCCCACAAUGCCAGCCAUCGAGGUCUACGAGUAUCCCGUCCAUCUGGAGUCGGAGCUCCGGGACGACGAGCUGUAUGUCGUUUCCAGAUACGAACACCAUGCAGAGCACUGCGCACGCUGUGCCAACCCCCUUCGAGCCCUGAAGGAAGACAGUGGAUUGUGUCAACGAGGCUACGGCCACGCGGAGCUCGUCGCAACCUAUCUCUUCUCCAGACAUGACAAGGUCUAUUCCGUCGCUCGUGAGAGCGGCGAGCCUACCCGCGUGCACAUCCCACGUGAAUACAAGAGCGCCAAUGCUUUGCUCCUCGCCCUUGAGCUUGGCCUAGAGCUUCGAGAGGAGAAACCCCUUCCAGUGAUCACUUACGAUGUUGGCAAGCCAGCUACUCCCCGUCGAUCUGCUGAGGUUGAGGAUCCAUAUCCCUGUACCGAGAUUAUUGAGCGAUCCCCUCAGACUUUGAAAGGCUCGCGGACGAUCUGCUACCGGUCCCCACGAGGCUCCCCACACCGUGGCUCUCUCUACGAGACUGAUGCGGUGGACCGUCUUGAGCGUCACUCUCAAGUAUACAAGACCCGCCGUUCCACCAGAUACUUCCGUUGAUGAGGGACGCAUCCACAUCUCUGGACUACUGCUACUCCGUAUAAGGAUUACGACUCUUGGAUUUCCUAUCCACAA
This is a messenger RNA of Paecilomyces variotii, 822 nucleotides long. RefSeq lists its product as hypothetical. The coding region runs from base 157 to 747 and encodes 196 amino acids. The transcript has a single exon. The record is from RefSeq and is a predicted model, not a curated record. NCBI's taxonomy places the organism in Eukaryota, Fungi, Ascomycota, Eurotiomycetes, Eurotiales, Thermoascaceae.